Aquila chrysaetos chrysaetos is the source of this 4885-nucleotide messenger RNA. It is a transcript of the gene CSRNP1, whose product is annotated as cysteine and serine rich nuclear protein 1. Gene Ontology annotation, cellular component: nucleus. Gene Ontology annotation, molecular function: sequence-specific DNA binding; DNA-binding transcription factor activity, RNA polymerase II-specific. The transcript is spliced from 5 exons. Lineage: Eukaryota; Metazoa; Chordata; Aves; Accipitriformes; Accipitridae. Gene Ontology annotation, biological process: regulation of transcription by RNA polymerase II. The record is from RefSeq and is a predicted model, not a curated record. Bases 215 to 1927 code for a protein of 570 amino acids.
CCGGGCGGGCCGGGUGCGCGCCGGCCCCGCUCCUGUCACCGCCUGCGUCAGAGCCCGGAGUUUUCCACUGACGAAAAAGGGCAGCGCGGCGCGGCGCGGCGUCAGCCCCGGCCCCGGCAGCGGCAGUAGCGGGAGGCGCCGCGCACAGGCACCGCCGCUGCAGCCGGACUCCGAGAACCCGCCGCCGGAGUUGUAUGAAAAAUACGGCGUCACCAUGAGCGGAGUAUUGAAAAGGAAGUACGAAGAGCUGGGGGAUGACAGUACCUACUGCUCCUCCUCCUCCUGCUCCCCCCUCUCCUCCUCAGCGUCUUCGGGCUGGGAGUCGGACGAGGAGAGCUCCCGCGGAGAGCCCAAGCCCAGCUCUGCCUUAACGCCCAGCUUCACCCCCACGUCUAUCUUGAAGAAAUCCAAGCGACUAAAGAAGAACAAUGUGGAGUUUGACCGGGUCACUGUGUUUUACUUCCCACGCUGCCAGGGGUUCACGAGCGUGCCUAGUCGUGGGGGCUGUACCCUGGGGAUGGUGAGCAAACACAGCUCCUCCCGGCAGUUCACACUAGCGGAGUUUUCAAAGGAGCAGGAAAACGUUCGUCGGGAGAAACUCGAAGAGAAAUUAAAAGAGGAGAAGUUGGAAGCGUUGAAGUGGAAACUAACCAUGAACGGCACGAAGGAGUCGGAGGAGGCCAACCAGCUCACCAUCGAAGACAUCUCCGAUGAUGACAUUGACGUCAGCAACGUGGACCUGGAGGACGGCUUCUUCCUCCAGCCCUACCCCGCCAAGAAGAGACGCGCGCUGCUGAAAGCCGUGGGGGUGAAGAAGAUCGACAAGGAAGAGAAGCGGGAGCUGCACAACAUCCGCCUGUCCCGGGAGGACUGCGGCUGCGACUGCCGGGAGGUCUGCGACCCGGAGACCUGCAGCUGCAGCUUGGCAGGCAUUAAAUGUCAGAUGGAUCACACCUCCUUCCCCUGCGGCUGCACCAAGGACGGCUGCGGCAACACCGAGGGCAGGAUCGAGUUCAACCAGGCCCGCGUGCAGACCCACUUCAUCCACACCAUCAUGAAGCUGGAGCUGGAGAAGCAGCAGCAGAGCAGCGAGAAGGUGGCGGAGGCCGAGCCCCCUUUUCGGGAGCGGCUCCCGCCCUUGGGAUGUGCGACGGGUAAGGGCUCCUUGGAGGAGCGUGCGGUGCCGCUGGCACCCGCCUUCCAGUUCAGCCCGGACCUGGAGGCUCUGGGGGAGAACAGCUGCAGCAGCGACAUGACGGACUCCUCCAUCUCCUCCCACCCCAGCGAGGACCUGGAGGAGCCCUACGAGAGCCUCCCCUCCGACAAAUCCCAGUCGGACGUGGACGACGACGGCUUGGCGCGCAUCCUCCACUUCAACGACUCGGAUGCUGAGGAAGAGGGUGGCCGUGGCCAGGAUGACCUAAGCUGCUUCCAUGCCGCCGACUUCUUCAUCGAGGACCACAGCGGCGAGGCCAAGCCUGUCCCCGGCCACUUGUCCCACCUCUCCGAGUGCCUGGACGAGAACGCCAACCAGGACGGCGGGGGUUUGCUGGAGGAUGCUGCCCACGCGCGGUGCGAUGGGCUGUCGUGCUGCGCCUCAUCCCCGGCUGAGCCCUGCUCCAAGAGCUACGCCGACCUCAGCCUUUCCUCUGACUCCUUGGAUUUCUUCCAGUCCUUCUCGGACUAUAACUUGGGACCCCUUUACAACUCCUUAAAGGAGUAUGAGAACCUCGAUAACUUCUCAGCGUUACAGUUUCAGUUGCCUAAUUUCCCCAGCUUCCCGCAAGCCGGAGAUCAGGGCUCCUGUUUCUUGGAGUCCCUCAUCGGCUUGUCCGAAUCCGUCCCUGAAACCCCGGCCCCUUUCACAGACAAUCAACUUUUGGAGGAUGCCAUCAAGUCGUCGUUGAUGGAGACGGUGAAAGUGUGAAAUGCCCGUGUGGCUUGGGCGGCAAGGACCGGUGCCAAAAGGAAAACCGAAGCAGUCUGAUGGGCAAACUUUCACAGAAAGGAUGAUGCGCUACUCAAAAAUAAGGAGGAAAAAACAACAAAAAAAAGACUUUCUAAGCAAACAAACUAUUUUUGGUCUUUAUAGAACGUGGACGUUUUGACAUACUGCAGCUACAAUCAGUUCUCUCGCUGUUUGUGCAAAAAUUUCUAAACUUUCAUGAUGGGGUGGGGUGGGGAGGGAGGGAAAAAGACUUUCACGUAUUAAUUUCCUUGUGUUUUGUAUGAAAAGACCUGUUGAGAAAUGCUCCUCGCUAACGUUGCCAGUCGUACGUACAGCCCCUUCUAGAAAUGUUUCAGUGUUGCAGGAACUUUUUAAGACAACUUUUUGAAGCUGUAUUUAUUGUGAAAAUUUGUGGUUUGCGUAAGAGUUAGCCCAACACACUCUUAUGUUUAAAUCAGACAAGGUUUACAGAAGAGAUCCGUACACUAUAUACAUAAUCAUUCUUCAUCUAUUUAUUGCAAAUUCCAGAAUUUAACUAGCCACCGAAGCUUGAACUAGCAUGAAACCUUAUUUAAAUUGGUAAUACCUCAGAUGUAUUAUGUGUACAAUCAUAUUUUUUUGCAUAAUAUAUCUGUAUUUAUUUAUUUUCUACCUGUAGUACAUGAAUAGCACUGUGGUUUAUCAAUGACCUGGAAGGGCAAUAAGGUCUUCAGCAGCACCCAUCCUUAAAGACGACCCUGUUUUUUCUGAGUCUGAAGGAUGUUGGCUGUUUGGUCCUCAUUUCACAUUUCUAAAAGAGCCGAACGCAAGCGGGUGGGAGGGGGGACACGGGGGAAACAUUUGUGCAACGUCCUUUGGCUUCUAUCAGCCCUCUAAUAGACAGGAUGAUGGUGUCUGAUCUCCAUAAUAUCGCUAUGGAGAGCAAAACAAGCAAAACCUUUAACUAUUCAAGAAAUAACAUGAACUAGCUGUAUUUAAGCAAAAAAAACCCCAAAACCCUUUUCAUAAAUUAUUUUAUAAUUUAUUUAAUUUCCUUAGGAUUUGGCCAUGAGAUCUUUCCCGAUCAGUUAUGGUGCCUGAAUAUGCAGAGGAACUGUUAGCAGCGGUGGGGGGAUGUAACGAGAAGGACCUUUGCAGCCCUGGGGAGGCUUUGGGAGAGCAAAGCUGCAGCAGCAACACUGAGCUCAUGCUCCUCAGCAAGUGCUCCUCAGGACUCCCCAACGUCGAGGGUAUCGCAGCUCCAAAAUCUAGUGGGUCAGACUGUUUAUACUAUUAUUUUUUUUUAUAUAGGUAAAUUGGUAAAUCAAGUGAAAUGGAUGGAUAUGAAGGUUAUUGGGUUAUUUAUCCUUUGAAUACGGUUUUAGAGGGAAGAAAAAGUAAUGCCUGAAAAUAAAGCUGAAAAACUUGAAGGCUUUUGUUUCAUAAAAUGAGAGAAAUCGUCAUGUUUAGGAAGGAUAUUGGAGGCCCUCCUGGCCUUUUGCUAUUUAAAUCAGUCUGAGAACAUGACACUAUUUGGCCACGAGAUGUAACUGGACAUAAAAUCUGUACGUCAGUGAUACACUAAGUGCCUAUGCCAGCGGUAUGGAAAAGAAAAAACAACUGGCUUUAAAACCUACUGGCUUUAAAUCCCCCCUUGGAAAACAUGGGAUUUGGUGAUGGGAGCAAUUCCUGGCAUUACCGGCACCGGGGGGAGGCGGCAGCUCGGGCAUCCCAGCCCCACCGCCCUGGGAGCGGGGUGCUGGUGGGAGCUCCUGGGGUGUGCGCAGACACCUAGAUGGGGGAAAAAAAAAAUAAAAAAAAUCCAGAUUUGCGGAUUUUUUCCAUUGGCUGAACUGUUUAUAUCCCCAACAACAGGAAUGGUGCUCUUGGGUACCUGGAAUUCAACAGGCACCUCAUGCCAACCUGCCAGCAAUUUAGGAAACUUCUGGCGUACGAAUAUGGCAAAGGCUGGGUUGUUUGUGGUUUUGUGUGUUUUUUUUUUUUUUUUUUAAAUCAUUGUUAUUACUAUUUAAUUGUACAUCUUCCCUGGUAUUGAGCCGGUCAACUUGGAAGCGGAGCUGACCUGCCGCGGCCGUGAGUGGGUGCUCGCCCCACGCUCGCUGCCGCAUCCUCCUGCAAAGCAUCGCCCCCGGGGACCUCCCCGCCGGGCAGGAGGGCGACUGUAGGAAUACUACUGGCAGAUGGAGGAUUUCCUGGACAUAUAUAUAUAUAUAUAUAUAUAUAUAUUAUUACUAUUUUUUUGUUGUUGUCGUCAUUUCUUUAGGCUGAAAAAUCCCCUUCAGUUAUCUCCUAGGUGGUAGUUUCUAUCCUUCAGACUGCAUCAAAAAUACUGACAGUUGAAAGUCUGGUACCAUUCUGUAUUUAUUGGCACUAAUAUAUUUUAUAACAUUCCUAGGUUUCUCUGCAUAUAUAUAUUUAUAUAUAUAAAAUAUAUGCAUAUAUUUUAUAUAUAUAUAUAUAUACACACACUUUUUUUUUUAAAGAAUGACGGGGAUAGACUCUUGCCUUUGUGGAUUUUUUCUAUAAUUUAUUCUUUUUAUUUGUUUUGGUGCCAAAAAAAAAAAAAAAAGAUUUUUUUAUCUUUUUUUUUUUUUCAGGGCACUGAAUUGUAAAUAUAUAAUUUUUUUUCUUCUCGGUAUCUGUGUAAAAAGUUGCCUGUUAAACAGUUUAAAAACUGGGUAUUUAUUGACACAAUCUGUAAUUAUCUAAUGUAUUGAUUGAAACGCUUUGGUUUCAACAUAGCUUUAUUUUAGCUUUCUUUGUGUAUAUAUUGUGAUUAUGUUGCUUAAAGGUACAAGUUAAAAAAAAUGCUUUAUUUUUACCUUAUCCAUUUGCAUUUGUUUAUAAAAAAGCAUAUUUGUCUACAGCUGCUGUCUCUCAUUUCAUCAAAGCAAUAUGAAGAAAUUUCCAUUACACUUUCAAUAAAAGAAUUUUGUU